AUCGCGACUUUUAUUCAGGUUCUCCCUCCAACGGAACACUUCCACUUUUGCUCUAGUCUCUAACAAUGGAGCCCCAAGAACACCCCCACCACCACCCGGAAACCCUAACACCCUCUACCACCACCACAUCCACCACCGCUGCCGCCGUUCCCUGCGGCAAAUGCGGCUCCAUGGCCGCACCUCCGCCGCCGCUGUCGUGGCCGGACACCUCCCCACCCCCAAACUACCGCCCCAUCCGAGCCCCCGCCAUCAACCUCCCUCAAAACCAACAAGCCAUAAUCCUCACCCCCGUCCCUCAAGCCAAGUCCGUCCCCCCAAUCUCACCCCCUUUCCAUUUCCAAACCCCCUCCAAGAUCAUCCAAUCCCCCGACGACCUCCGCCGCUUCCACGACUCCGAUUCCGGCAAACACUUCCUCGGCUUCGUCGUCGCCCUCUCCGAAUCCAUCCGGUCUAAGAAAAUCUCCGACCCCUGCCACCACUCCCCCGUCACCACCGCCAUCGUCUCCAUUCUCGACACUCUCCUCCGUUGGAUCGACGAAAUCCCUCCCACUCAGCAAGCCGCCCGAUACGGCAACGUUUCGUACCGCGUCUGGCACGAGCGUUUGGUCGAGAAUAGCUACAACCUAAUGAUGCAAUUCCUCCCCCAACAUCUGGAAGCUUCCACCGUCGAGAUCGUCCCUUAUUUCACAGACAGCUUCGGAAACGCGAGCCGGAUCGACUACGGCACCGGCCACGAGACCAAUUUCGCGGCGUGGCUUUAUUGCCUGGCGAGAAUGGAGGUCAUUAAGGAAGAGGAUUACCCUGCCGUGGUGGCCAGAGUGUUCGUCAAGUACUUGGAGUUGAUGAGGAAGCUGCAGCUGGUGUAUUGCUUAGAGCCGGCGGGGUCUCACGGCGUUUGGGGCCUUGACGACUACCAUUUCCUGCCCUUCAUUUUCGGCUCUUCGCAGUUGAUUGAUCACAAGCAUAUGAAGCCCAAGUCCAUUCAUAAUGAUGAUAUACUGGAGAAUUUUUCAAAUGAGUAUAUGUAUCUUUCGGGGAUUGCUUUUGUGAAGAAGGUGAAGAAGGGUCCGUUUUCGGAGCACUCGCCUUUGUUGGAUGAUAUCAGUGGAGUGCCGAAUUGGAACAAAGUCAAUAAGGGGAUGCUGAAGAUGUAUAAGGUUGAGGUGUUGGAGAAGGUACCCAUCAUGCAGCAUUUCCUAUUUGGCUGGCUCAUCAACUGGGAGUAGAAUUUCACUUGAGGAGCAAGAUGUCAAUUUUCUGUCAGAUUAUUAGUCAGUUGAAGCAUAGAAAGCCUUGACUAAGCUUUCCGAAGUCAAGCAAGAUCCUAGCAAGGUCCAUCAUCACUACAGACUCCCAAAUCAGGCCUUCAGCUUUGGAAUAUUUUCUUACAAGGCCUUGGAUAAACCCUAGUGGUCUGCCAGUUGUAUUCUUUAUCAGGUGCACUAGCAUCGAGUGUGCCUGGAGUUGAAGGGAUGGGUUCCAAGUCUUAAAGAAGAGCUCAAAUUAUUUGCUUGUAGAAGAGUUUGCAUUCCUAAAUGCAAAUAUACUGGUAUCCUGUCCUCUCUUAUCAUGACUGAUUUAGUUAAUGGUUUGCUUUUUAAUAUACAUCAAAUUUUUCCGUCUUAUCAGUCAUCUUUCUGUAAUCCAAACCUAGUUGUUGGCUGUUCUGCAACUCUGUAAGAGAGUAUAUGCUGACUAUUGUGACCUUUAAAAAUAGGAUAACGGUCUAAAGAAAUAAUGUUGUUGCAUUUGAUUACCUAUGUCAAGAAGUAUGGUUUCUUUUAAAUAGAAUUCAGAAUCGAUUAGUUUUGAACAGACUAGAGAAGCUGAAUUUCUCUUAUUGCAUGUGUCAAUCAUGAUUUGACAGUUGAUAACUAUCAAAACAGUGUAAUUGACAGCUGACGUUUAAAUGUGGAAUUGUAUGUUUCAAGUGUUAAAUGUUAACUAUU
Messenger RNA from Rosa chinensis, 1949 nucleotides. RefSeq names its product serine/threonine-protein phosphatase 2A activator. Lineage: Eukaryota; Viridiplantae; Streptophyta; Magnoliopsida; Rosales; Rosaceae. The transcript has 3 exons. The coding region runs from base 66 to 1226 and encodes 386 amino acids. Gene Ontology annotation, molecular function: peptidyl-prolyl cis-trans isomerase activity; protein tyrosine phosphatase activator activity. Gene Ontology annotation, biological process: mitotic spindle organization. Gene Ontology annotation, cellular component: cytoplasm; nucleus; protein phosphatase type 2A complex. The record is from RefSeq and is a predicted model, not a curated record.